Molecule: messenger RNA, 2436 nt
Organism: Camelina sativa (false flax)
Lineage: Eukaryota; Viridiplantae; Streptophyta; Magnoliopsida; Brassicales; Brassicaceae
Product: protein MLN51 homolog
Biological process (GO): mRNA processing
Cellular component (GO): exon-exon junction complex
Molecular function (GO): mRNA binding
Source: RefSeq, a predicted model, not a curated record
UUGAAAAAAGAAAAAAGAAAAAAGCCUGCGCUGCGGAAGGAAACGGAAGGAGUCUACAAGCUUGUACUUGUAACCAACACACACAAACUAAAAAAAAAAAAAAAAAGGGGGAGUUUUCUCUACUCUUUUAUAUAUAUCUCUAUCUCUCUCUUCUGCAGAUCUCAUGAAACGCUGAUUGCUUGAUUGGGCUCUCCUCGCUCUUUGAUAGAUAUCAUAUAUAUAUAUCUGGCUUUGUGGACCUAGUAGUGGUGCGUGCGUGCGUGGUUUCGUCAAUUCUUAGGGGUUUUCGGUUUGCCUCUCCAAUUGUAACAGUCUCUUCACUUAUGGCCCCUGAAGAUCCCGACUAUGAGAGUGAUCCCGAGGAAUUGAACCGCUCCUUGGCUACACGUAGGAGAGUAGCUAGCGACGAUGAGGAUGAUGCCCUCAAUCACAACCUGGUCGCUAAUCCUAUUGAUUCCGAUCUUUCCGAUGAUCAACAGAGUGCUUUUCUCGACUCUGAUCAUGACCUCGUCGAUGGCGAGGAUGAUAGUUCUGAGGCUGAUUUUGCUCAACUUGAUGACGAUGUUGAAUUCGUUCCCGAUCAUGACAAUACACUUGCGGCCGCCGACGGGACCGAGGACUCCGCAGUCUCCGCCACUGAUCUUGUUGAUGGACUGGAACAAAAGAAGAAGGAGCCUUUCGCAGUGCCUACUGCUGGAGCCUUUUAUAUGCAUGAUGACAGAUUUCAGGAAUUGGAUGCCGCCUCUAACAGGCGAAUGCGUGGUGGCAGGAGGCUCUGGCAAUCUAGAGAUGAAAGUAAGUGGGGACAUGACAAAUACGAGGAACUCAAUACACAGGAAAAGCAAUUUGAUCGGAGGACUUCGAGAGGCCGAGUCAGAGGUCGUGGUCAGGGUAGGGGUCAGGAGCGUGGAUAUUCUCGAGGGACCAAUUCUAAACCAUUUACUGGCACUGGCAAUGGACACCAAAACCAGUUUCCUAAGGCUGUCACUAGGGGGAGAGGGCCCAGAAGAUAUGAGGUUGCAUUGAAAAAUGGCAAUCAAGCACCUUCUGUGGAAACCAAACAGUCCCAAAAUUCUUUUGUGAAAGUGUCGCAUGCCAAUUCAGGGCGUCCACCAACAGAAACACCUAGCUUAGAGACUGAAGCCAUCCAAGCCAAAAAAAAUGUAUUAGCUUCAAGUUUAAAUUCAGCUUCUCCUCCAUUUUAUCCUUCAGGAUCUUCCAGUAACUUGGCACAAAAAGAUUUACAAAUUGGCAUUGGUGGACUGCACAUUAAUCAAAACCCUACUCCAUCUGGAAAGAAGUUUGGGAAUACUAAAUCCAGCUCUUCGUGGGUACGCACCGCUCAACCUUCUCAGACUACAAUUCAUGGUAGAGAGGCACCUCCUCCUGGGAAAGUGCUUUACCAGCAAUCUCCUAAUCAAGGUGACAAAGUUUCUUCGCUGAUGCACAUCCAGGGAAUGCCAAAAGGCAAUGACCAAAGCUAUACUCAACCUCCUGGUCAGGCUUUUGAUCAACACUCUGCUGUUAACAGUUUGCUGCCUUCUUCUCCACCGAAAACCGGCUCAUCAAAAAACCAGUAUAUUUCUGGUGGAAUAGAGUCAGCCGCAGAAACAGGUGCUUUGGUUGCCAAGGGAAAAGGGUCACUCCAGCCUAGUGGAAGAGGAUCUUUUAUGUAUGGAGGGACACAGUUUAUGGGGACUGUCGGGACCAUGGCAGCUGGUCAUGGCAAUUCAAAUUUUCCUGCAUUUCUGCCUGUUAUGCAAUUUGGUGGUCAGCACGGUGGGGUUCCUACCUUUGGAAUGGCUCUUCCAGGAUAUGUCCAACCAGAACAUGGUACCGGAAAUCCUGAGAUGACAUGGCUGCCAAUUUUGCCUGGCCCCGGAGCACUAGGAGGUUCGUAUUGUCCACCUUAUGCUGCCAUUGAUGGUUCUUACCAAGCACACAAACCGAUGUUACCUUCCUCUGCGGGAUCCUCCAGCCAAGAGAACAGUUCUAAUAACCCUAAUGAUGAAGAACCCAUGGAGAGACCUGAUACUCGGAGAUGAGCUUUAGCAAGUGAGAAGAGUGGAAAGGAAGUUCCUCUUGUUUGAAUAAGUGGAAAAAGGAGGUGAGAGAGAAAGCUCCUUUGUUGCAGGCCCCUGGUGCUUCUCCAAGCCGCUUUACGGAGCACUUUGGGCUGCUAUUGUUGCCUUAUUUUUUUUAUUAAAUUAGGAGGGUUGUUGUGCAAAGAGUUUCUGUGAUGGCUUGAGCUGUGGGCUUUUCUUUCCAUCUGUAAUUUAUUCUUUUUUGUCCUCCGUUGGUUCCUUUUUUUUCUUUUUUCUUAUAAAAGAUAUUUGUAAUGUUGUUGAGGCCAUCGUUAAUGGGAGAACACCAAGGAUGUUCUUAGCCCAAAAAAAUUAUAAAAAUAAUGAAUAGUGGCUUAGAACACUUUUUUUA